Molecule: messenger RNA, 1590 nt
Organism: Calidris pugnax (ruff)
Lineage: Eukaryota; Metazoa; Chordata; Aves; Charadriiformes; Scolopacidae
Exons: 8
Coding region: 65-931 (288 amino acids)
Molecular function (GO): oxidoreductase activity
Source: RefSeq, a predicted model, not a curated record
GAGGCUGCCGGGAGUUGUAGUGUGUCCUGGGCGGCGGGGCAGGAACGGGCCGCAGGCGUUAAGCAUGGCCGCAGCGGAGGUGGGCGGGGCGCACGGUUGUCCCACGCUGCCGCUCGCCAACGGCCGGAGCAUCCCGGUGCUGGGGCUCGGUACUUCCCACCAAGGUGGGUAUUCCCAUGAUGCUGUGGUCCAUGCAUUGCAAAAAUGUGGCAUUCGUCAUAUUGACACAGCAAAGAGAUAUGGCUGUGAAUCCCUCCUCCAAAAGGCCAUCGAAGAGAGUGGUGUGAAGCGAGAGGAACUCUGGAUAACUACCAAGCUGUGGCAUAGUGAUUAUGGCUAUGAAAACACAAAAAAAGCCUGCUUGGAGUCAUGCGAAAGACUUGGUGUUGAAUAUCUUGAUCUUUAUUUAAUACACUGGCCUGAUGCACAUGUUCCAGGUAAAAGCAAUCGAGAAGUUCGAGCUGAAACCUGGAGAGCGAUGGAGGAGCUCUAUGAGAGAGGUUUGUGUAGAUCAAUUGGUGUAAGCAACUUUCUUAUCAGUCAUCUUGAGCAACUAAAGGAAGACUGUGUGAUUACUCCACAUGUUAAUCAGGUUGAGUACCACCCUUUCCAAAGACCUCAGGAGCUGGUGGAUUAUUGUAGGAGCAGAGAUAUUGUUUUUGAAGGCUACUGUCCUUUAGCCAAAGGUGAAGCACUCACUCAUCCUAGUAUCAUUCAGCUGGCAAAGAAAUAUGGCAGAACUCCAGCACAGAUUUGCAUACGCUGGAGUAUACAGAAUGGUAUUGUCACUAUUCCGAAGUCCACAAAAGCAGAAAGGAUACAGGAAAACUGCAAGGUGUUUGAUUUUACAAUAGCAGAAGACGAUGUUGAAAUUCUGAAUGGAAUGCAUGAUGGGAGACAUGUUUCCUGGGACCCAAGCCUUAUUGUGUGAAUGAAGGAAAUGGCUAUUUUACUGCUUCCCCCUUCCCAUAUUAGAGAUAGGUAAUAUCUGUGAUCUACCAAAUAAUUGUGGAUUUUCCAUCUAAGACUUCUCUUUCUUCAUAAUAGCAAGUUAAGUUCAGUUAUGCCCAUUGAUGUCUUUAGUUUACCCUAGUAUAUGACGUAGAUUUGGAAUUUACUUGACUGGUCGGUAACAGUGGAAUAAAAAAUUAACCUUCAAAAAGUUUUCUAACACUGCCUUAUACAGUUUCGUUGUUGUGGAACUUCUGCUGUAUUUUAAUACAUAUAUCUAAUCAUGAUAUAUGUUUUUCUCAUAUUAAAGAGUGUUAUGGCUUUCGGUGCAAUGAUACCCAGCAAAACUAUUGCAUGUCACUUUCUGAGCUACUUCAAUUCUUUCUACUUGGACUUAAGGUUUUCCUAAUGUUAUAUUCAGCUUACUGAUUUAAAAAUUAAUUACAAAUUCUCACAAAAAAUGAAUAUAGCAAACUUUUUACAAUAGUCUUUUAAAACAAAAAAAGGCAUUUAAUUAAUAUUAAUUAUCAAUCUAAAAAAUGAAAAUAAAACAGACCACCUAAAUUAAAGAAUGCUAAUACAAAACAACUAUGUGUGCUUUAGUCUUUGCAAUGUUCUCAUCACUUUUUUUUUUCUCCA